AUGAUAGCACCACUGGCAAUCGCCGCCCUCGCCAUCGCUCCCCUAGCCACUGCUGCUCCAGCAGCAGGAUGGUCCCUCUCGGGUUGCGUCGCUGAUACCGGAUCAACUACCCUCCUCGACACGCUGGCAUACCAGGGCCCUCUCAACUCUGCUGCUCACUGCACAAAGCUCUGUGCUGAUAACCAGUACACCUACGCGGGGACGAAGAAUGGCGACCAGUGCUACUGCGCACGUCAACUGGCCUCGUUCGACUCCUCUGAUCAAUGCACCACCCCAUGCCCUGCUGCUGCCGACGAGUUCUGCGGUGGUCCCGCCGCCAUCAUGCUUUACCGCCCUGACGCCGCGGCGUCUGCCGGUGGUUCCGGUGCCGUGGGCGCCGUGCCAACCUCUGUUGCUUCCUCCGUUGCCUCCGCGUCAACCUCCGCCCCGCCCGCCCCAACCGCCACCAACUCAAACAUCGUGACUACCCAAGCCCCCGUCCCCUCCUCAAGUGCAACCAAGUACGUGUGGGCUCACCACAUGGUCGGAAACACGGAAUUCUACAAGGCCGACAACUGGACUGCCGACGUGACUUUGGCCAAGAACAGCGGGAUCGAUGGUUUCGCCUUAAACAUGGGCGCGACAGCAUACCAGCCCCAAAACGUAGAGUGGGCUUAUACAGCAGCCCAGCAAGUCGGCGGGUUCAAGAUGUUCUUCUCUUUCGACAUGACUUCUUUCCCAUGCAUGAACGCGUCGGACGUAACCACCAUCGCCCAGCUGGCCGCCAAAUACGUCUCCCAUCCCGCUCAGGCCAUGUACGGAGGCAAGGCCCUCGUCUCCACCUUUUCUGGCGAGACGUGUACUUUUGGUCAAGCUUCCGUCUCAGCAGGCUGGGACGCGGUACGCAAAGCCAUCGGAUCCGAAAUCUACUUUAUGCCCGCGACGUUUAUGACGACGGCCCAAGUCACGGAUGGGACAUGGUACGACGGCCAGAUUCACUGGGACGCUGCGUGGCCGCAGGGCGCCGACCCUCUCACCACCCGGAAUGACACUGAUUGGAUUUCAGCCCUAGGUACAAAGGGGUACAUGCCGCCAGUGUCCCCGUUCUUCUUCACCUAUUAUGGCAAGGACAGCUGGGACAAGAACUGGAUUUACCGGUCCGACGAUUGGCUGCUUGCGACGCGGUUCGAACAGGUCAUCGGCAUGCGGGACAAGGUGGAUAUGCUGGAGUUGCUGAGCUGGAAUGACUUUGGUGAAUCGCACUACCUCUGCCCCCUCCCCGACGCCGCCUCCCAACCCAACUCGACGUGGACGACCAACAUGCCGCACACCCCCCUCCUCUCUCUCGUCAAGCACUACUCGACCAUCUUCAAGACCGGCACGCCACCCACCGACGAGGGACUGUGGCUAUGGACGCGCCCGCACCCCAAGGAUGCUGUUCCCAGCAACCCGACCCUCGCCAAACCCGCUCGCGCCGAAGACACCGACGACAACCUGUACGUCGUCGCGUUCCUGACGCAACCUGCGAAUGUGCGGAUCUGGAGCGGCACAUCGGAGACGUCCGGGCAGGUGGAGGCCGGGUUGAUGAAGCUCAAGGUGGCGAGCGCGACCGGUGUCUUUGGGGCCGAGGUCACUAGGGAUAACAAGACUGUUUUGUCGUACAGCUCAGAGGGCCAAUUGGAGUAUACCGACAAACCGGUCGAUUACAACUUCAACUACUUUGUUGCUGAGGGCGCCAAGGGCAAUCAGAAGGACUCGCGCGCGGGCCGCAUCGAUGUCGGCCUCAGUGUCGUCGUCGGCGCCAUGGUCGUCGCCAUGCUCUUCUAG
Molecule: messenger RNA, 1806 nt
Organism: Cutaneotrichosporon cavernicola
Lineage: Eukaryota; Fungi; Basidiomycota; Tremellomycetes; Trichosporonales; Trichosporonaceae
Exons: 4
Coding region: 1-1806 (601 amino acids)
Cellular component (GO): plasma membrane
Molecular function (GO): glucan endo-1,3-alpha-glucosidase activity
Source: RefSeq, a predicted model, not a curated record